CGUAGGGGGGACGGUGGCCUGGCGGGCGGGCGAAAUCGCGCGCGUCGCUGCUCAGACGACUAGCACCUGCAUUUCCGGGGUCGUGGGACUCCUUCGAGCCCCCGAGGUGGGCUUCGGAGCACCUGGUGCAGAAUUUGAAAUCAAGUGCCUCUUUGCUGACCUAUGAACACAUGACCCAAGAAUACGCCGAGAGAAGCCUGUCCUAGAGGUUCUAUACCGACCAUAAAAAUGAGUCCUGCAGAUCCACUUGAUGAUGAAAAUACAUUUAAAAUCUUAGUUGCUACGGAUAUUCAUCUUGGAUUUAUGGAGAAAGAUGCAGUGAGAGGACCUGACACAUUUGUCACAUUUGAUGAAAUAUUAAGACUUGCCCAAGAAAAUGAAGUGGAUUUCAUUUUGUUAGGUGGUGAUCUUUUUCAUGAAAAUAAGCCCUCAAGGAAAACAUUGCAUACCUGCCUUGAGUUACUAAGAAAAUAUUGUAUGGGUGAUCGUCCUGUGCAGUUUGAAAUCAUCAGUGAUCAGUCAGUCAACUUUGGUUUUAGUAAGUUUCCAUGGGUGAACUACCAAGAUGGCAAUCUCAACAUUUCAAUUCCGGUCUUCAGCAUUCAUGGCAAUCAUGAUGAUCCCACAGGGGCAGAUGCACUCUGUGCUCUGGAUAUUUUAAGUUGUGCUGGAUUUGUAAAUCACUUUGGACGUUCAAUGUCUGUGGAGAAGAUAGACAUUAACCCAGUUUUGCUUCAAAAAGGAAGCACAAAAAUUGCUCUAUAUGGUUUAGGAUCCAUUCCAGAUGAAAGGCUCUAUCGAAUGUUUGUCAAUAAAAAAGUGACAAUGCUGAGACCAAAAGAAGAUGAGAACUCUUGGUUUAACUUAUUUGUGAUUCAUCAAAACAGGAGUAAACAUGGAAGUACUAACUUCAUUCCAGAACAGUUUUUGGAUGACUUCAUUGAUCUCAUUAUCUGGGGCCAUGAACAUGAGUGUAAAAUUGCUCCAACCAAAAAUGAGCAACAACUCUUCUACAUAUCACAGCCUGGAAGCUCUGUAGUUACUUCUCUUUCUCCAGGAGAAGCUGUAAAGAAACACGUUGGUCUUCUGCGUAUUAAAGGAAGGAAAAUGAAUAUGCAGAAAAUUCCUCUUCACACAGUGCGGCAGUUUUUUAUGGAGGAUAUUGUUCUUGCUAAUCAUCCAGACAUUUUUAACCCAGAUAAUCCUAAAGUAACCCAAGCCAUACAAAGCUUCUGUUUGGAGAAGAUUGAAGAAAUGCUUGAAAAUGCUGAACGGGAACGGCUAGGGAACUCUCAACAGCCAGAGAAGCCUCUUAUACGACUGCGAGUGGACUAUACUGGAGGUUUUGAACCUUUUAAUGUUCUUCGCUUUAGCCAGAAAUUUGUGGAUCGGGUAGCUAAUCCAAAAGAUAUUAUCCAUUUUUUCAGGCAUAGAGAACAAAAGGCAAAAACAGGAGAAGAGAUAAACUUUGGGAGAUUUAUCACAAAACCUUUAGAAGGAACAACACUUAGGGUAGAAGACCUUGUAAAACAGUAUUUUCAAACAGCAGAGAAGAAUGUUCAGCUCUCAUUACUAACAGAAAGAGGGAUGGGAGAGGCAGUACAAGAAUUUGUAGACAAGGAAGAAAAAGAUGCCAUUGAAGAACUAGUGAAAUACCAAUUGGAAAAAACACAGCGAUUUCUUAAAGAGCGUCAUAUUGAUGCACUAGAGGAUAAAAUUGAUGAAGAAGUACGUCGCUUCAGAGAAAGCAGACAAAAAAAUACCAAUGAAGAGGAUGAUGAAGUUCGAGAGGCGAUGAAUAGGGCCCGAGCUCUCAGAUCUCAGUCAGAAGAUCUCAUCUCUGCCUUUUGCACUGAUGACCUCACUAGUAAAGAUUUAACAGAACAAAUGGCUGAUGACUCUGAUGACAGCAUCUCACCAGCAUCCAGCAGAGGAAGAGGCCGAGGCAGAGGACGAAGAGGAGGCAGAGGGCAGAAUUCAGCAUCAAGAGGAGGGACUCAGAGAGGCCGAGGCACUGGUCUGGAUAUUUCUACUCAAAGCAGGAGUUCAAAGGCCACUGGGUCAACAUUUAGAAAUAUGUCUAUCGUAGAUGAUUUUGAAUAA
Molecule: messenger RNA, 2103 nt
Organism: Dipodomys ordii (Ord's kangaroo rat)
Lineage: Eukaryota; Metazoa; Chordata; Mammalia; Rodentia; Heteromyidae
Gene: Mre11
Product: MRE11 meiotic recombination 11 homolog A (S. cerevisiae)
Exons: 17
Coding region: 229-2103 (624 amino acids)
Biological process (GO): double-strand break repair via homologous recombination; double-strand break repair via nonhomologous end joining; mitotic G2 DNA damage checkpoint signaling
Cellular component (GO): Mre11 complex; nucleus
Molecular function (GO): 3'-5'-DNA exonuclease activity; DNA endonuclease activity; manganese ion binding
Source: RefSeq, a predicted model, not a curated record